UGUCAUUUCCGGUCACAAAACUUCAGAACGAAAAAUAAGAUCAACAAUAUCAUAAGAAAUCGGUUGUCAUCGACGCAUCAGAUGAUAAUUUUAUUUUGGACGUGUUAAGUAUUCAUUUUAGAAUACACCAAAAACUCUUUCUUUCACACUCAGUGCCACAUCUCUCAGGAUGAGCUUUCUGUUUGGAAACAGAAACAAUAAGACAUUUAAGCCCAAAAAGAAUAUACCUGAGGGCACACAUCAACAUGACUUGAUGAAACAUGCAGCUGUUACACUUGGGAGUGGAAACCUUCGUCAGGCCGUCAUGUUACCAGAGGGAGAGGAUCUCAAUGAAUGGGUGGCUGUCAAUACUGUUGAUUUUUUCAACCAAAUAAACAUGUUGUAUGGUACAAUAACAGAGUUCUGUACUGAAGAAACCUGUCCAGUCAUGUCAGCUGGACCAAAAUAUGAAUACCACUGGGCUGAUGGUCAGGCUGUCAAAAAGCCAAUCAAAUGCUCUGCACCAAAAUACAUUGACUACUUAAUGUCUUGGGUACAGGACCAGCUGGACGACGAAAGCCUUUUUCCUUCCAAAAUUGGUAUCCCAUUUCCAAAGAAUUUCCUCGCUUGUGCCAAAACAAUACUUAAAAGACUUUUCCGAGUAUAUGCACACAUCUACCACCAACAUUUUAAGGAGGUAUGCCAGCUUGGAGAAGAAGCUCAUCUUAAUACUUCCUUCAAACAUUUCAUCUUCUUUGUGUAUGAGUUCAGUCUUAUCGAAAAACGAGAGCUUGCCCCACUACAGGAAUUGAUCGACAAACUUACAAGCAAAGACAGAUAGAGGCUAUGACAGGGUAUACACUAGUCCAAUUAUUUCCUCCUGUGUUGGAACUUCUCAGUUGGUGCUUCCAAUAUCAUUAUCUCACAGGUAUUGUGCAUGUACGUGCAACGGAAGCAAAUCAUUCAUGAGCAUUGUGAGAGUAACAGCAACCAACAUCACCAGUAUCACCAGUCUAUAUGAAUAUAUGAAUUUAAAGUCUCUUUAUUUAUUGACUUCUGGUCAAAUUAUGAAAAUAAUGUAUCAUGUUUUGAAAGAUUUGAAUUAAGAAGUACAUUUUAAUGUAAAUGCUGUCUGUAGUGGCACCAAAGCUGGUAUCUUUUAGACACACAGUAUAUUGUUGGACUUCUCUAAAUACUUUAUAGACAUUUGCUUUGUUUAAAUCUUCAAAGUUAGGUUGAGACAUUAUUUGUUUUGUUAGGUGUGUGGAUGGGAAAUUCAAAUAACUACAGUUUUUAAGAUACAUAAUGUAUGUAGAUGAGAGGGGUUGAAAGGCUUGUCAGGCCUCUCAAAUUAUCCUUCACAGCAACAUUAGGUUACUUACACAUAGAGUGUUCUAUGGUACAAGAAUCAUUAUUGUUUCGUUGCUUAAUCAAUGCUGUUAUUUUUACAGCAGAAAAUACCAUCUCCCUGAGUUUUUACACACUAUGUUAACAAUAAUGUAAUACAUAACUGUGUUGACUUCCCUAAGAAGCCAGCAGCCAAUUAUUUUAUUUUAAGCAAUUAAGUGCAAUAACAUGAUAAGUUGUUCUUUGUAGUGAUGAUUGAUGAUUAACUAUCAUACACAUUGAUAUAUAAACUGACCUAUUUAAGGACACCACAAGAAAACAUCAAUUUUGAGCAGAUUCAUCAAACUGCAAAAAAAAUGCAAAUUAUCUGAUUAGAAGAGUUAAACUAUCAGGUUGUACCUUGGUAUUUGUACAAAUUAACAUUCAGUUCUCACUUUUGAUCAUUAUAUGGGUCUUUGAGAUAUGAAGAUACAGUCUGAAUCUUCCAUCUCUCCUGGUUACUUGUUAUUCCAUUCUUACAGUUUCCUUGUUAUACCAACCAAACAAUUUAUUUUUCAUUGGAUAUGAUAAUGAUGAAUCGUUGAUCCAGUUAAUGAACAACAAAUGCAUGUAUUUAUUUUCUACCAAACCUUAAAGGUUUGUGCCAUAUUAUAUCUGAAGGUGAGAUGAUGUAAAAUUACAUAUCUCCCUCUUUUAGUACUUAUACUGGUGUAAAGACACACUCAACAGUGCUGUUAUAGACAGACCUGUACUUGGUAAUUCCUUGAGAUGUUCCAUACGUGGACAUCAGUGUUUUCAGCAUCCAAGUACCAUAGGUAAUAUUUAUUGAGGAAUGAUUGAGUGUGAAUGAGAAUGAAUGCAAAUCUGUGUGGAAAUUUAUAAGUUGCUGUUACUAUUAAAUACCGUAUUUAUCUUCAAAUUGACCCCCUCCAAGUGUUAAUAUUUAGAAAGGACUUAUUUGUGAAGAAAUUUUAACUUGCUAUUUUAAAAUUGAUUAUUCUACCAAAAUGAGGAAUGUGACUUAAUUGUGGGCAGGGGUUUAUUUGCAGAUAAAUAUGGUAAACCUUUUCUCGAUUUCUGUCUCUUUGAUCAGUUGAACUGGAAAAAGUGUGUUUUAAAAUGUGUUACCGUUAAGAUUAACAGCAUUGUUUUGCCAAUUUGUGUCAUAACACAUGCAUUGUUAUUAUCAUAAUAAGUUUUAUAUAUAUAUUGUAUAUAUACAUCUUGAUUGUAAAAAGAUUCCUAAUCUUGUUAUAUGUAAAUAAUGAUAAUGAUACAUUUCAGGAAUUCUCCUUUUUGUUGGCUUCAGCAGUAUAGAAAAUGAUGGAAUAUUUCAUAUAGAAUCCUCGCUAAUGUAAACCAAAAUUAUUUUCAAAAAAUAUCUGAAUCUCUUGUCCAGUAUGCAAAAUCAACUAUCGUCUCCAUUGGCAUAGAACAAUUUUUCAUUCAUUUGGUUAGUUUUUAUUGGGUAGUUUGCUUAGGAUGAAAAAUGUGUAACAUUCCAUAUAUUUCCAUUUAACUAUUGGCUUUUGCUCCCACAUAGAAUUGUUGGUGAGAGGAAAUGUUGACAGAUUAAAUUUGAGAUUAAACCUGUUCAUAGAAAACUUAACAGUAAGUGAUUGUGUAAAAGUUGUAUCCAAUGAAGCAUUGGCUGAAGAACAGGAAACAAACUGAAGUUGAUGCUUCUGUUAUCUUAAGCUUUGUGUGGCUUGAAUAGAUUUAAUAUUUCUAUCAAUUUUUGGGUGCAACACCAAAGAAUGUUACACAGUUUGUCUGUUUGUCUGUUCACUGUAGCCAUUUCUUAUCAGUUAUGGAUUUUUACCAACAUUUUGUAUUGUUUAUCUUGUAGAAACUGAAAUUAAAAGAUUUAAUUAGUGUAUCGAAAUUUGAAUAAAUAUAAAACAUAAUAGGUCUCUUUUGAAAAUGAACUUCCAAGUAAAACUCCUGAAGUUUGAAAGUAAGAUUAAUUGAAAGUCUUUUGUUACAUGAUCACAUAUUAUAGGUAAAAUAAGGUCUAACUAAUACUAUACAUGUAUUUGACUUUCUCAUGUGAACAGAAAAGGUUUAAUCACCUAAUGGUUAACCUUUGCUUACUGAGGUACAAUGUAUUAGUUAAGAUAUUUAUUCAUAAUUGAUACAGAAAAAAGGAAAACGCAGAAUAAAGCCAAGAAAUGUAGAUUACAGUGUACAUUUGUCAGUUAUACAUUUCAGUCUCCUUGCCUGACAGUAGUGCUAGUGGUCUAUGUACACCAAGUUUCCCGUCUCUUUGUCUGGAGUCUAACAAGGCAAUAUAUAAAACUGUCCUGUGUGAGAGCUACUGCAGCAAAUUUAUGUUUGUAGUGACUUUUAGUUAUGUGUUUACUUUUGUUAAAUUGUAUUAACUCCAGGAAGCCUUAUAUUAAUGGACUCUGUAAUAGUGGUCGGCAUUUGGUGAUCAACUGAAGACACAUUGAGACGAAAAUUUUCACAUAACAAUAGGGUAUAGAGCAUACUGUACAUUUAACAAAUUUCAGGGAGAUAGCUUCAAAACCCAGGUAUAUUUGCUACAAAAGACCCUGAUGUUUAUCCCAUCUGCUAGCUAUUUUCAUUAUCAUUCAUAUGUAUAUUUGUUCUUGUAUAUUUCAUUCUUAGAUGCCAAAUAUCUUUUAAAAGUCUGUGUUAUGUUACUCAGCUAGGAAUGUGAUGUUUUACGUAAUGUAUUUGUUAUUGUGUAGAGUUCGUUUUAUUAUGUCAAUGAGACUUAUUUCUUUCCAUGUAAAAGUGUUCAGCAGUAGAUUGCUUAAAUAUUUCCAGGCCUAAGUUUGUCUUUACUUGUUAUUUGGGAGCUUGGCUAUCCUAAUUGUAGCCCAACCAUCUCAUAACACAGAUUCUGUCCAGGCUUCAGCUUUCAAUAACAUGGAUUGGUAAUCUGUAUUCUAAUCAAAUUGUUUCAACUUAGCUGUAAUUUCAUCUUUAUUCACAAAAUGUAACUUCGAUUAAAUCUUACAGAAUCAAUUUGGUUACAAUUUUGUCAAUAAAUUUAGAUGAAUGUAUUUAUACUGUUUGGAUGUUUCAUAUCCAUGUACAGCUCGUCCAAAUCAUACUGAUGCAGUUUCUGUUGAAAUGGGAGUAACAGAAGUACUGCUGAACAGAUGAGGUUUCAAUUUAAAGAGAUGCUCUAAUUGUCCAGGCACGGUUUCAUCAAUAUUCCUAAACUUACAGAGUAUACUUCAUUUGAAAUUUUUUGUAGGAAAUCAAGAGUAGGAACAAUGUUGUAUUAUUGCUCUGCUAUGGAAACUUUAAGUUAAGGAAUUUCAUGAAACUUGGAGCAGACCAAAAUUAUGCAUUGUUCACUGGAGUGAUGACACAGUGCAAUUUUGAUGUGUACUUGUACUGUUCUGUAAAGUCCAUUUGGUGUCUGAUAAUGCGACUGCUGGAGAAUGUCUAUCCAUGUCAACAUAAUGCUGCACCUGUAGCAUGUGACCCUAUGGCAAUAUCAUUGUAACCUUGUCACGCAUAACGAGUAUCCAGCCAGUCCUGGUCAAAGUACAUUGUUUUGCUUGAAUGAUGUUUGUCCCAUUAGAUAGUCGUGUGAGAGGAUGUUGCCUAAGUUGAUUAGGUUUUUAUUAAAAUCCAUGCAAAGAUGUAAUAAAUGAAUUCACAACACUU
Molecule: messenger RNA, 4974 nt
Organism: Pecten maximus
Lineage: Eukaryota; Metazoa; Mollusca; Bivalvia; Pectinida; Pectinidae
Product: MOB kinase activator 1B
Exons: 4
Coding region: 170-820 (216 amino acids)
Biological process (GO): positive regulation of protein phosphorylation; hippo signaling
Cellular component (GO): cytoplasm; nucleus
Molecular function (GO): protein kinase activator activity
Source: RefSeq, a predicted model, not a curated record